Messenger RNA from Pocillopora meandrina, 327 nucleotides. The record is from the annotation of a GenBank genome assembly. NCBI's taxonomy places the organism in Eukaryota, Metazoa, Cnidaria, Anthozoa, Scleractinia, Pocilloporidae.
AUGAGAUAUCUGGUCGUUCUGGGCCUAAUCUUGAUCAGCACCGUGCUUUUUACAUCGGCUGGCAAGAAAUACAAAUGUGGUCCCAUUGUUAAGAAACACAACUGCGAGUGCAAAGCCAAAUCAGCGGGCCAAUUGAAACUUGAAGAUGGGAAAUUGCUGAUGUGUGAUGGCAGUGAUUAUAAACCUCUGCAGUUUGAAAUGCCUACUCCCAAAAAUUCAAGGGCGAAUCCAGCUUAUUCGUGUAAGGAAAUCAUGGAGGAAGAUUCCGCAGCCGACGAUGGAAUUUACUGGCUUACGUUCAAGAGUAAGAUCAAAAAUAUUUUUUAA